Molecule: messenger RNA, 1242 nt
Organism: Neurospora tetraspora
Lineage: Eukaryota; Fungi; Ascomycota; Sordariomycetes; Sordariales; Sordariaceae
Exons: 2
Coding region: 1-1104 (367 amino acids)
Source: RefSeq, a predicted model, not a curated record
AUGACGGACGACCUCAAAGAUAUCGUCUCUACCAUUGCCAACAGCCACAUUGAUCCGGCGUCGGCUUCAACCCAACAUCUGCUACAGGCCAUUGCGGCCGCGGCCAUGGACGUUCUCGACACCCAACCCACCGAUACCGGUAGCGCUAGCCGGUCCAGCCAGGCCAUUUUUCCUUCUAUUUCUCCUUCUCUUUUUAAGCCAGUCACAGCCGCUGUCGAGGCCGACACUACCACCAAACUAGAUACCAUCGACACCGACACCGACACGGCCAGCGUCACUGACCCAAAGAUGGAUGCCAAUCCCUUGACCACUUCCGCGCCCAGCGGUACUUCUUCCUCUCAAUACAACACACGCAGUCACGCCUCCCCGCUUAACGCCAGCGGCAAACCUGUCUGCCGCUUCAUCCCCAGAUCCACCAGAACGGGCAGGCUUAGGCGAGAGAAUCAAGCACGCGUCGUCGCCCAGCAUCGUAGCUUGCACGAGGAUACUCUCCACGAAGAGGAGACUGUCAACUGGCACUACUCGAGCCAACCCCUGGGACGUCAGCGUCAGCGCCAGCCCAUCCCCUCCCGCCAGCGCCAACGGGGCAAUAGCAGUGCCGAAAAACGCGAGAGUCACGGGCAGGGGCAGUUCCCCUUCGAUGAUGAGAACGACGUGAACUGGCGCCACCUCUCCCAACCCCGCCAGCGACAACUCGCUUCACGCGUCGGCUUGCCCUUCGUUACACCUACCAAUGAUGCAUUUAAUACACCCGGUAAUGCCUUCGAUACAUCUAGCAAGGCCUUUGCUACACCUGGUAAUGCAUUCGCUACACCCAGCAAUGCCUUCACUACACCAAGCAACGCCUCAGAUCAGGAACCCAAACCCCUGUAUGGCUCUGAACUUCGCAUCCAUUUCGCUUCACUGGAGAAGACGGCAGUCGAGGCGAGCAUUAAGGAGCGCAUCAACAAUGUGGAGAUGGAACUGAAGAGAUUGAGAGAGGAGAGGGAGAAUGUGUUGAGGGAGAUGGAUGAGAUGGAGUUGAGAGAUGUGGUCGAGAUGUGGGAGGAGGGGAUUAUGGCGAUUGAUGAGAUCAUUCAUGAUUUGAUGAGAGGAAAUGGGUAGUUACUUCCCAUGGAAAGGCAAGAGAGACCGCGAGAUGGUGGGGAGGUCGAGGAGGAAGCGGGCAAGAACCAGAGAGGGGUUAUUUAUGAUCGAGUGUCGGAUCCAGGAAGGAGCAAUUGGGUCAAGAAUGACUGUUAA